UUAAAUACAUUUUUAAAUUUAAUAAAAAAAUUUUAUUUUUGUGAAAAACAAUCAUAACUAUUCAAUUAAGAAAGGAUAAUGAAUUGGUUUAUUGUAUUGGGAUUUUUUGCAUUUGUUUUGAUGCCAUUAACUGGAAAUGGAAGAGCUGCCGGUAAUAAUUUACUUCUGGAUCCAGAUGCAGUAUGUAAUAAACCGCAUCGUGUACGAGGAAAAAUUGCAGAAAUUUGCAAACAUAAAACAACUUUAUUAAAAGAAAUAAAAAAAGGAAUUAGUUUAGGAUUUGGAGAAUGUGAAAUACAAUUCAAAUAUAAUCGAUGGAAUUGUUCAACUUUAUUAAGAAGUAUGAGAAAAAUAUUAAUGAAAGAAACAAAAGAAGCUGCUUUUGUUAAUGCUAUAACAUCAGCUGGUAUAACAUAUGCGGUAACAAAAGCAUGUACAACUGGUGCAUUAGUUGAAUGUUCUUGUGAUAAAAAUCAUUUGAGACGUAACAAAUAUAUUAUAACGGAACCAUUUGAUGAAAGAAAAAAUUCAAUAGAAGAAUAUAAAUAUGAAAAUCAAAGUACGAAACGUAUUAGACGUAGAAAAGUGAAUAAUCGAGAGAAAUUAAAUCAGAAUCGAAAACAGAGACGAGAAGAAAAAUUAUUAAAAUCUUUAAAAUUACCAGAUGGUGAUUGGGAAUGGGGUGGUUGUGGUGAUAAUGUACAAUUUGGUUUUAGAAAAUCAAGAGAUUUUCUUGAUUCCCGAUAUAGACGUAGAAGUGAUAUAACAACAUUAGUUAGACUUCAUAAUAAUAAUGCUGGACGUAUGGCUGUUCGAGAUAAUAUGCGUUUAGAUUGUAAAUGCCAUGGUUUAUCUGGAUCAUGUACAAUGAAAACAUGUUGGUUAAAAAUGCCAUCAUUUCAUGAAAUUGGUACAAUAUUAAAAGAACGUUAUAAUAAUGCAUUAAAAGUUAGUUCACAUAAUGAUGGUGAUAAAUUUAUGUUAGAGAAACCAAUUAUUGGACAAAAAAAUCGUAUAACAAAAUAUGAUAUAAUUUAUACAGAUAUAUCACCAGAUUUUUGUGAUUCAAAUUAUAAGACUGGAUCAUUGGGUACAUAUAAACGUGAAUGUAAUUUAACAUCAUCCGGUAAUGAUAAUUGUGAUACACUCUGUUGUAAUCGUGGUUAUAUUUAUCGAACAAAUAAUGAAAAUAUUAAUUGUAAUUGUGUAUUUAAAUGGUGUUGUGAUGUUAAAUGUGACAUAUGUCAACAUAAUAGAACAGUAACAAUAUGUAGAUAA
Messenger RNA from Condylostylus longicornis, 1278 nucleotides. RefSeq names its product protein Wnt-6 (gene Wnt6). The coding region runs from base 79 to 1278 and encodes 399 amino acids. Gene Ontology annotation, molecular function: frizzled binding; cytokine activity. Gene Ontology annotation, biological process: cell fate commitment; multicellular organism development; canonical Wnt signaling pathway. The transcript is spliced from 4 exons. Lineage: Eukaryota; Metazoa; Arthropoda; Insecta; Diptera; Dolichopodidae. Gene Ontology annotation, cellular component: extracellular region. The record is from RefSeq and is a predicted model, not a curated record.